Molecule: messenger RNA, 760 nt
Organism: Fomitopsis serialis
Lineage: Eukaryota; Fungi; Basidiomycota; Agaricomycetes; Polyporales; Fomitopsidaceae
Exons: 3
Coding region: 131-631 (166 amino acids)
Source: RefSeq, a predicted model, not a curated record
UAGAGCUCACCUGUGCCAGCUAUAUCAGACACUCCAGUCUCGAGACGGCUCAAAGCUCGCUUGCGAGACUGGCUCGUAGCAUCUUCGGACGUCCGCCACAGCCACCCGAUUGGACGGCCGUCUCUGCUGCAUGCGAGCACGGUUUAGGCAACGCCGGCGCGACCUACUACGUACCAUACCAGCUCGGAUCCGCGGGCAUCCGGGCAGAUCAGUGCUGACUGGCCAGGACGCAUACAGAUGGGGCGAUCAUCGCCGAUUUAGGCAACUCGGUGAAAGCGUCACAGAUGCACUGCAUGCACAUUGGACAGACUCUGGGGUCCAUUGGUGGGGUAUCAUUCCAAGGAUACCCAGCAGCCUCUGCCUGGAACCUUCCGCGCGGCCCGCUGUAGGCCAGGUAUCACGCCGACCUGCACAGCCGCUUCACUUCGCUAGGAGUCGCCUGCGUGCAGUUGGGGCCACAUGUGAGCCGGGGAACGACAUCGAUGACGCCAGUAGCGAAUGCCGCUCAGGACUAGCCAGCGCGAGGCUGUCCCGCAUAGUCAGCGCCUGGCUUCUGUUUUCCCGUCUUCACGACCAGGCCCACCUCCAUGCCGCCGGACGCCACGGUCCCCGGCGCGACGGGAGGCAGUAGACAGGCUAGGAUGUGCACAGACUGGGACGCUACACCUCUUCUUUCACGGAUAGGUAUCCUUGUGGUGGACUUGAAGGCGUGUUCGGCGAACGUCGCUCGGAAGGGGCAGGUGGCUGAGGCGAUGAGAGC